AUGAGAUCCAAGUUCAAGGACGAGCACCCCUUCGAGAAGCGCAAGGCCGAGGCCGAGCGUAUUCGCCAAAAGUACUCCGACCGUAUUCCCGUUAUUUGCGAAAAGGUCGAGAAGAGUGAUAUCGCUACCAUCGAUAAGAAGAAGUACCUCGUACCGGCGGACCUCACCGUGGGCCAGUUCGUUUACGUCAUCCGCAAGCGCAUUAAGCUGUCGCCCGAGAAGGCCAUCUUCAUCUUCGUAGAUGAGGUCCUGCCUCCAACCGCUGCUCUCAUGAGCAGCAUCUACGAGGAGCACAAGGAUGAGGAUGGUUUCCUCUACAUCACAUACUCGGGCGAGAACACCUUCGGCGACUUCGAGACUGCGUAA
Messenger RNA from Neurospora hispaniola, 366 nucleotides. RefSeq names its product autophagy protein Atg8 ubiquitin like protein. Lineage: Eukaryota; Fungi; Ascomycota; Sordariomycetes; Sordariales; Sordariaceae. The record is from RefSeq and is a predicted model, not a curated record. Gene Ontology annotation, molecular function: phosphatidylethanolamine binding. Gene Ontology annotation, cellular component: cytosol; autophagosome; fungal-type vacuole membrane. The coding region runs from base 1 to 366 and encodes 121 amino acids. The transcript is spliced from 3 exons. Gene Ontology annotation, biological process: cellular response to nitrogen starvation; macroautophagy.